This is a messenger RNA of Annulohypoxylon truncatum, 3348 nucleotides long. RefSeq lists its product as uncharacterized. The record is from RefSeq and is a predicted model, not a curated record. Gene Ontology annotation, cellular component: nucleus. The transcript has 2 exons. Gene Ontology annotation, biological process: regulation of DNA-templated transcription; DNA-templated transcription. Lineage: Eukaryota; Fungi; Ascomycota; Sordariomycetes; Xylariales; Hypoxylaceae. The coding region runs from base 407 to 3148 and encodes 913 amino acids. Gene Ontology annotation, molecular function: transcription cis-regulatory region binding; DNA-binding transcription factor activity, RNA polymerase II-specific; zinc ion binding.
AAUUCGGAAAAUUAUCGGGCUAUUUUGGGGGAAGUGGCCGCUGACGUCCGUUACACUAAAUAAAGUGGAGACUACGGGAUUGCCCCAUUUCUUAGUUACACGCAGGCUGCCAGGCAACAUUGAAAGCAGCAGCAGAACACAGAAGCAGCUGCUGACCAAGACAUUUUCUGGCCCUUGCUCAGACCGCCCAAGGACUGCCCAGAUUGAAGGUCCAGCCACCCUGCUACCGUCGAAGAAAUUCCCACCCAUCUUUUAUGAUCGGCUGCCGGGUUUUAUGUUGACCGUUACAACCGCAAAAUCGGACUUCUUCUACCGCGACAUUGUACGUGUAAGCCUCUAACAGUUAGCUCCUCGAUAAGCGGCCAUCUCGAUCUUUUUUUAGAGGGGAAAAAGGAAAAAAGUCGAGAUGGAUCCAGCGUCUCUUGAUCCACGCCUUCGCGAUCCCGGCGAGGACUCAAUUGUCGUCAACGGUCCGGCCAAUCCGCCUCAACAACAACAAAUAGCUGUCGCGGGAAUUCACUCUUCUUCACAUCCGUCACAACAACCGCCAGAUCUUCCCGAAUCACCUUUACAGCAGCAAUUCCAAGCCCAAUCGACCGGCCCAUCUCCUUCAGCUUCUGUCACUGGCUAUACUCCCCAUACUCCUAAUGGCCACCAUGCCCAUUCCGCUGCCAGCGAUACUCCCAACGGCCCUGGCAAUACCCCGCAGGACCCGAACGACCCCAAGCGACCGCGAGCUUGCGAAGCUUGCCGUGGACUGAAGGUGAAAUGCGAACCCGAUCCAGCGAAUCCCGAAGGGCCCUGCAAAAGAUGUGCGAAGGCAGGUCGCAACUGUGUUGUGACGCAGCCCACGCGAAAAAGACAGAAGAAGACGGAUAGUCGGGUUGCAGAGUUGGAGAAGAAGAUAGAUGCUCUGACUGCAAGUCUGCAUGCGAGCCGCGGAGCACCAAGCAGCACUACUUCGCAUCCGCCCCCAUCGGAGGAUCCGACAUACGGAUAUGGCCAUGCUUCGACCGCAAGAGAUUGGGGUGCUCCGCCAUCUCGAGAUCACCAACCUCAAGCCGCAUCCGAGGCUGAGAAACGAUCUUCAUUUGCGGCGCCAACCGCCAUGGCUGGUCAGAAGCGCAAGUUCACCGAAUCCACCGAGGGGUCACCUGUCGUUGCUAGUGCCUCGCCCGCGCCGCCCAAGUUCAAUACAGGACCCGAGUCGGAGCCAGAUAUUAUCGAUCGUGGGAUAAUUACUAUGAGCGAAGCUGCCGCAUUCUUCGCCCGAUUCACGGAAGACAUGGUACCACACUUACCAGCCGUCGUUUUCCCCGAGGGCACAACUGCUACUGAAGUUCGAAAGACGAAGCCUAUCCUGUUCCUUGCUAUCAUGGCCGCUGCCUCAUCUGAAAUCCCUAAGCUUCAACGCCAACUCGUGCGGGAAAUCAUGCAAAUAUUUGCUGACCACAUCAUCAUCUCGGGUCGCAAAUCAUUGGAGCUCAUCCAAUCGCUUUUAGUCAGCGUCAUAUGGUACUAUCCACCGGAGCAUUUCGAGGAGCUCAAGUUUUACCAAUUCGUACACUUGGCAGCUGUUAUGUCCAUCGAUAUCGGGCUUGGGAGAAGAAAGCACAACCCGAAAACUCGACUUGUGCCUUACACUUGGCGUGACCAUCCAUUCAGGAAGCAGCCUCUUCCUGACCCCAUGUCAGUUGAGGCACGACGGACGUGGUUAGCCGUCUAUUUUUUGGCUUCCAACGUGUCAAUGGCUUUGCAUCGCCCAAACUUGAUUAGAUGGCAACCUUUUAUGACCGAGUGCAUGGAUAUCUUGGAAUCUUCUCCACAGGCGGCACCCACCGAUAGGUAUCUGUGUCAUCUUGUCUGGACGCAUCGACUCGCCGAGGACGUUGGUAUCCAGUUCUCUAUGGAUGAUCCGAGCGUUUUUGUCAACGUCUCGGAACAGAAAGUCCAAUAUGCUCUGAAGGGUUUCGAACGAGAUCUUGCUAAGUAUAGCGAAUCCAUCCCUAAGGCGGAGAAGAGACCUUCUCUUAUUCUUGGCUUUCACGUAUUAAACCUAUAUAUGCAUGAGAUCGCGCUCCACGUCGAUAAGAGCCCUGAGGAUUACCGACCUCCGUGCAACGCCGAUUCCCUCCGGGAGCCUAUCCCGGGAUUAGAUGACUCGCUAACACCCUCGCACAUUAGCGCUCUGUCAUCGUGUCUCGUUGCGAUCGAUGGCAUCUUUGAAACGUUCUUAUCGAUGGAUGUCCAUAGUAUUCGCUGUAUUCCGAUCUUUAGUUUUGUUCGGGUCGCCUACGCCGUGGUUGUUCUGAUUAAGAUGUACUUUAGCGCAAGUAACUCGAAUUCAGAGCUAGGCAAGGUUAUUAACAAGGAUAACAUGAAGGUUGCGGAGUACCUUGAGAAGCUGCUUGAGAAAUUCCGCGAGGUCGCUGCGUCGGAUAAGUCGCGCCCGGCUAGCAAAUUUCUACUUGUUCUGGCCAUGCUGCGCAGCUGGUUCUAUAAGCAAGGUCAGGCUCAUGGUAAGGGUUUAGGUGAUGAUGAAGCUGCUUCGGCAGCUAUCCAAGACCUAAGAGGAGGAAUGCCCACAAGUGAGCAAAAGAACGGUUCGGCUCCCCCACAGCAUCCGUCGCAGCAACACCAAUCGCAAUCGAACAAUCUUGGGCAAACAAACACACCGCUACAAUUACUAUCAGAGAUAGCGACUGGUAACGGCCCGUCACGCAAUAACGGUCAGAACCCGGGCCCGGAUACCAACGCUCAAUCGUACCAGACGAACCCAGGAUGGCUACGAUCUGUACCGCAGCCGGCUCAACCAUUCAUGUAUGACCCAACCGGUGGUAAUACGGCAGCUACGUCUAGGGGAGGGAUGCCUGGUCCGGGUCCGGAGCAAUCGUUCGUACCGUGGAUGGCUGGUUCUUUCGGAACUACGGAUUUCGAUUAUACCACCCUAGGCGACGGUUUCGAGCAGGCCAUGGGCCUCACUCUAACGGGCUUCGGCGGCGGCAGCCCCGGCGACCCGGCCUCGUACGAAGAUACCAUGCGCUAUAUGAUGCAAAACGAUAUGCUCGGCCCAAUCCCGGUCGAGGGCUUCGCAACCGCGCCCCAGGGCCCACAGGCCGGUCCAAAUGGAAGCUAUUACCCGUUCUAGGCAAGCGCGGAAUGUCCGGUCGCGAAGCGCGGCGGUUGGUGUAUGAGCUGCGGUUAUUACUAUUUCGCGCAGGGGUACUAAUAAGUCCGUGUUCCUGAAGGGCUGCUCGGGGGGGAUUUCUCACCCGGAGUCGCGGACGAGGCGGGGGGAGGAUUAUACUGUAUUAUUAUAGGUCACUUACCCAGGCGGGCGAAUACCCG